AUGUCGACUUCAAAGAUGUUAACCUUGAGGAGUUCUGAUGGAACUUCUUUUGAUGUUGAAGAAGUUGUUGCUCUUCAAUCUCUAACCAUUAAGCAUAUGAUUGAAGACGAUUGUGCUGAUAACGGGAUUCCUUUACCCAAUGUAGCAGGCAAUACUUUGGCUAAAGUUCUUGAAUAUUGCAAGAAACAUGUUGAUGAUAUUCCUAAAAAGGAUGAUGGUAAAGCUGAGGAUCCAGAGCUUCAGAAAUGGGACGCGGAGUUUCUUAAAGUCGAUCAAGCUACAUUAUUUGAUCUUAUUUUGGCUGCAAAUUAUCUGGAUAUUAAGCACUUGCUAAAUCUGACUUGCCAGGAAGUUGCAGAUAUGAUCAAGGGAAAGACACCGGAGGAGAUCCGCCAGACGUUCAACAUCGAGAAUGACUUCAUCAAAGAGGAAGAGGAGGAAGUCAGGAGGCAGAACCAGUGGGCUUUCGAAUGA
Molecule: messenger RNA, 474 nt
Organism: Papaver somniferum (opium poppy)
Lineage: Eukaryota; Viridiplantae; Streptophyta; Magnoliopsida; Ranunculales; Papaveraceae
Product: SKP1-like protein 1A
Exons: 2
Coding region: 1-474 (157 amino acids)
Biological process (GO): SCF-dependent proteasomal ubiquitin-dependent protein catabolic process
Cellular component (GO): nucleus; cytoplasm
Molecular function (GO): cullin family protein binding
Source: RefSeq, a predicted model, not a curated record